GCCAGAGAGAGAGUAGAGUUCCCUUAGUGCGUGUUACUUACACAGCGAUCUCAAGUUUUAGUAUCGAGAGAUCUGACGAGAUACAGCAAACACCCCAGACUGAAACUCCCGCCCAAAAGAGCCCUGGGGAAGAAGCACGACGGCACCAGAAGCAGGCACUUAGGUUCCUGACGCUGAUCAGCAUGGGUAAAGAUGCCAUUCAGAAGAGGAGGAGAGACCCCAGCGACACAGGGGCCCCGGAUGGAUGCCACCAAACUCUGGAUGCUGAGGACGGAGUGCGUGGGCCUGCGCUGCACAGAGAUGUCGGGCUCUUCAGUGGAAUCUGCCUGAUUGUGGGCAGCAUGAUCGGCUCAGGCAUCUUCAUGUCCCCAAGAGCCGUGCUGGAGCACACUGGCGCUGUGGGGCCAUGCUUAUCUGUUUGGGCUGCAGGUGGUGUUCUGUCCACACUGGGAGCUCUUUGCUAUGCAGAACUCGGCACCAUGAUCACGCAGUCCGGGGCGGAGUACUCGUACCUACUGGAGGCCUAUGGGCCCCUCACUGCCUACCUGUUCUCCUGGAUGUCCAUCGUCGUCCUGAGACCUGCGUCAGGGGCGGUCAGUGCUCUCACUAUUGGACAAUAUGCUGCGGCACCGUUCUAUCAAGGAUGCAGCCCUCCAGUGCUGGUCGUCAAGAGUCUGUCUGCUGUCUCCAUCUUGCUGAUCCUCCUGGUAAAUUGCCAGAGUGUGAAGCUGGCCAGCUACGUGCAGAACUUCUUCACCGUGGCCAAGCUCUUCAUCAUUUUUGUCUUCACAGUGGCUGGGAUUGUCCUGCUGGCUCAGGGGAACACGCAAAACUUUACAAAUGCAUUUGAAGGUGCUUCAUUGUUACCUGGGAACCUUGGCUUGGCCUUUUAUAGCAGCCUCUGGGCUUAUGACGGCUGGAAUCAAUUGAAUUGCAUAACAGAAGAACUCAAAGAUCCUACUCGGAACCUGCCGCUGGCCAUCUUCAUCGGAAUCCCGCUCGUCUCUAUCUGCUACAUCCUGGUGAACAUAGCGUACCUCACCGUCAUGACGCCCAUGGAGAUGCUGCAAUCUCCGGCCGUGGCUGUGACUUUUGGUGACAGAGUCCUGUACCCAUUUUCAUGGAUCGUCCCUCUGUUUGUGGUCUUAUCUUCAUUUGGAGCUGCCAAUGGUUACGGUUUAACUAGUGGACGGCUGACCUACAGAGCAGGCAGAGAAGGUCACAUGGUGAAGAUAUUGUCCUUCAUCAGUCUCAAGCAUCACACUCCGUCUCCUGGCGUCAUCUUCAACGCAAUUCUGUCAAUGUUCUACAUACUCCCAGCGGACAUCGACAGCUUGGUUAACUACUGUAGCUUUGCCCAGUGGGCCUUUUACGGACUGACUGCUUUAGCUCUCAUCAUUAUGAGAUUUACCAAGAAAGACAUGAAGAGACCAUUCAGGGUUCCACUGGUUAUUCCAGCUGUCUUGAUUCUGAUGUGCGGGUACCUGGUGUUGGCUCCCAUUCUGGAAAAACCCGAAUGGGAGUAUUUCUACUGCAUUGCCUUUGCCCUGAGUGGACUGAUACUUUACUUCCCAUUUGUUCGCUGCAAAUUAAGCUGCUUGAAAAAGAUCAUGAGACCGCUCACCAUGCAUCUCCAGCUGCUAAUGGAGGUGGUUCCAGCAGAGGCAGCUGAGUGACAGUGGGAAGUGAACCUUCAUAUAUGCAAUAUACACAAAUGCCACAAUAUGUCAAUAAAAAGAAUGUGGCACAAACAACCUGUGUCACUGGCAGUGGUGUCAAACCCACUCUCA
Molecule: messenger RNA, 1790 nt
Organism: Brienomyrus brachyistius
Lineage: Eukaryota; Metazoa; Chordata; Actinopteri; Osteoglossiformes; Mormyridae
Product: b(0,+)-type amino acid transporter 1-like
Exons: 13
Coding region: 183-1676 (497 amino acids)
Biological process (GO): amino acid transmembrane transport
Cellular component (GO): membrane
Molecular function (GO): L-amino acid transmembrane transporter activity
Source: RefSeq, a predicted model, not a curated record